Pomacea canaliculata is the source of this 1422-nucleotide messenger RNA. RefSeq lists its product as uncharacterized. The coding region runs from base 5 to 604 and encodes 199 amino acids. The record is from RefSeq and is a predicted model, not a curated record. NCBI's taxonomy places the organism in Eukaryota, Metazoa, Mollusca, Gastropoda, Architaenioglossa, Ampullariidae. The transcript is spliced from 2 exons.
GCCCAUGUCACGUGACAAUGACGUCACUGACAACUUCACUCCAGCCGUCGAAGCUGUCGUAGGGGACCCAAACACCAUUCCAAACGGCAUCUUAGAGCCGGAGGGCGGGGAGCAAGACUUCGCCACCCUGACAGUCGACGACUGGCGGAGGUUACAGCAGCAAGACCCUCACAUAGCCGCUGUCUGCCAAGCGCUCACAGAAGGAACUGACCUGACAGUGACGGGGCCAGAGACCAGGAUAUACGCCAGGGAGAGGAAGAGCCUGAUGCUAGAACAUGGUGUGCUCUACCGGCGUGUGUCUGACACCACAUCAACCCGCGUGCAGAUGGUGGUACCCCGCUCCAUGCGACAGGAGGCGAUGAGAGGUGUGCACGACGAGCUCUACCACACCCACUUUGACGAUGCCAUACGACACGCACGAAUGCGUUUUUUCUGGCCGUUCAUGGCGGCUGAUCUCAAGCGGAAAAUCCAGAGCUGCCAAUGGUGCGUUCGCAGUGGGACGCAUGCGCAGAAAGCGCCGAUGUCAACCAUCGUGACAUCACACCCACUGAAGCUGCUGACCACCCUUGCGGAAACCCUGUGGAAAGGUGGAACCGAAUACUGAUCGGUAUGCUGCGAACUUUAGAGACUGAACAGAAGAAAGACUGAAGGAAACACCUGAAGUCUGUGGUGCACGCCUACAACUCGUGCAUACACAGCAGCACGGGAUUCUCACCCUCCUACCUCUUCUACGGACGGCACCCAAGACUGCCAGUCGACCUGGCAUUUGGCCUGGACAUAGGGAAGCGAAAAGGGAAGAGUUGCAGGCAGGAUGUGCAGGACCUGACAGAAAGCAUCAGUAGUGCAUACAGAAUGGCCACAGAGCAAAUGGAAAAGGCCUCUCUUAAGAACAAGAUAAGGUACGAUGCAGGAGCUUUGGCAGCAACUUUAGAAGUGGGAGACAGAGUUCUGGUGAAAACCAUGGGACCACGAAUUACAUCCAAAGUAGAUGAUCGCUGGGAGGAAGGAGUUUUUGUCGUACUGGACAUAUUGAACGAUAUACCGGUGUAUGUGGUCCAACGAGAGGACGGCUCUGGACCAAAAUGAACACUCCAUCGGAAUCUGUUACUCCCAGUGGGUGCACUAGGCUGGGCACCACCCUUGGCCCAGGAAAGAACCACCAGAAACAACCCCAGUCAGCGCGCAGACGAGGUAGCAGCCACACCCCCGACUGUGGAAAUGGUGAGGACGACGAACCGGUGCAAUUUCCAGACAUCAAAGUGGGCCUAGAGUUGAGGCCAGAGGCACCAGAGUUUGUUCCAGCCGCGGUACUUGCAGAAAACCGGGAGGAGGGAGUAGAGCAGGAAGAUGAAUGAGAGGAGACAACAGAGAGCGACAGUCUUCUUCUUCUUCUUCGUCGUUCACUCAAAUAGACACGCCUGC